UUCUCCCUGUGCUGAAUUAGAAACAUCCAGACUCUUCUCCUCCAAUCAGCUGGCUCUCCUCGGUAUCAGCUGACCUCAGGCUUGCUCUUCUAUUGGCUGGAGGCUCUCUGGUGUCCCAUGUGAGGGUAGAUGCGUCGGUUGCUGCUGCUGCUCGUGUGUCCCGGUGUGUUGGGGCUCCUCUUGCAGCUUUGGCUUUUCUCCACUCCUCGCCACCCAUUGGUGAUUGGCAUCCUGUCAGCCCGCCAGCACCGCCCACUGCGGGACGCGAUCCGGAACACCUGGGGCUCCCCCAGCCCCCGCCAGCCUCUCCUGCGCUUCAUUGUGGGCUCUGAGCCCUGCCCGGUGCCCCCCGAGGACCGGGAGGACCCCUAUUCCUGCCGCCUGCUGAAUAUUACUUCCCCCAGACUUCACCACGAGAUCCCGGCCUUCACCGGGCCGCGGCCCUCCAGCUCCGCCCACACCCAACUGAGCGUCACCUUCCGGGUGCUCCACCCCAUAAUCAUCACCCGUCUGGGCGCUUGGUGCCCGGGGACCACCCGCAAUUUCAGCGUCCGCCUUUUCCAGGCUGAACACGAGGAGCCUCUGUGCGGAGCCCGCUUCACCCCACUGAGCCCUGGGACGCCCUCCCGAGUGCCCCCAAACAGCCCCGGGGCCACAGCCUGGCUCCCCUCCACCAGCCCGGAGUCCACCGCCGAAACGUGCUACAAGCCGGUGGAGCAGUUUAUCCUUCCGGAGGGUUUCCACGGCACCAUACGGUGGGACAGCCACGACCCGGAGGGGUUACCCGUGUGGGACGUCCACCAGGUCGCCCUGAACGACGGCGGCGGGGUGCUGCGCCUUAUCACGGCGGAGGAGGGGCUUCUGCCCUAUGACUUCUCGCAGGGUGUGGAGGGCAUUGCGGGAGGUUUCGUCUACACCAUCCACGACGGCGAGGCCCUCCUCCAGCAUCUGCGCGGCCGCCCGCGGCGCCUGGAAGAGUACCGGGCCGCGCUCAGGGCAGAGGAGUCGAAGCUGCGGGAGGAGAGCGUCGCCCACGGCGACCUGGUCUUCGUGGACGUGGUGGACACUUACCGCAACGUGCCGCGCAAGUUGCUGCUGUUCUACCGCUGGCUGGCGGCUUCCGUAGACUUCGACUUCCUCCUCAAGACCGACGACGAUUGCUUCGUCGACCUGGACAAUGUCUUCCGGGCCCUGGAGGCCAGGAGGCUGAAGGGGCCCAACGCCUGGUGGGGCAACUUCCGCCUGAACUGGGGGGUGGACCGCACGGGCAAGUGGCAGGAGCUGGAGUACCUGAGCCCCGCCUACCCUCCCUUCACCUGCGGCUCCGGCUACGUCAUCUCGCAGGACAUCGCCCGCUGGCUGGCCGACAACGCCGACCGGCUGAAGACCUACCAGGGGGAGGACGUGAGCAUGGGCAUCUGGAUGUCCGCCGUCGGGCCCCGGCGCUACCAGGACCAGAACUGGCUGUGCGAGAAGACGUGCGAGCGCGGGAUGCUGAGCUCGCCGCAGUACUCGCCGCAGGAGCUGUCCGAGCUGUGGCAGCAGAAGGAGCGCUGCGGGAGGGCCUGCGGGUGUCCCAACAGAUAACCAAAGAUGAGACGUUGGUAUUCCGACCCCGGGGGGUAUCUGAAGGGGGCAAAUCCACCUCCUGAAACAUGUUCAGACCCUUAAAG
Messenger RNA from Nanorana parkeri, 1673 nucleotides. It is a transcript of the gene B3GALNT2, whose product is annotated as beta-1,3-N-acetylgalactosaminyltransferase 2. Bases 130 to 1587 code for a protein of 485 amino acids. Gene Ontology annotation, cellular component: membrane. NCBI's taxonomy places the organism in Eukaryota, Metazoa, Chordata, Amphibia, Anura, Dicroglossidae. The record is from RefSeq and is a predicted model, not a curated record. Gene Ontology annotation, molecular function: hexosyltransferase activity. The transcript has a single exon.